UGCUGACAGAAAAGCACUGUGAUGAAUUCCCUGUUUCUCCUGAGCUGUCUAAGCUCCACCUGGUUUCUUAUAGUGUACUCACACAUGAUACUGGAGGAAAAGCCAUACACCAAUACGUCUUCUUCCUCGGGUCUACGGCAUGGGAGCCUGUCAGAUGCACCACCCAUCGUCAUUGUAGAGUUACCCAAAACCGCAAAGAAGAAAAAAAACAAGAAACCAAGAAAGAACAAAUUCAGCGUCAAAAACAAACGUCCACCUCCUCCCCCCAACUGCGUGCCAUUGUGGGGAAGCUGCAAAACCCCCAAUAAUGUGUGCUGUGAGUACUGCGCUUUCUGCCACUGCCGCCUCUUCAAGACUGUGUGCUAUUGUCGAAUGGGAAACCCGCGGUGUUGAAGACAUAAUAGAGGAUAUUGGCAUAUUCACAAGGAGAGAAAAUGUCGCUUUUAUUAUAAAUAAGAAUAGAAUAUGUUUCUGAACACUUCUAUAUUCAUGUGGACGCUACCAUGAUUUAUGGAUAGUGAUGAAUGAAUCAUGAAUAAUGGGGAGUGUGGAAGUUUCAGAGGCA
This is a messenger RNA of Salvelinus fontinalis (brook trout), 565 nucleotides long. Its product is annotated as agouti-signaling protein-like. The transcript is spliced from 3 exons. The record is from RefSeq and is a predicted model, not a curated record. Gene Ontology annotation, biological process: positive regulation of melanin biosynthetic process; hormone-mediated signaling pathway; melanosome organization. Gene Ontology annotation, molecular function: neuropeptide hormone activity; melanocortin receptor binding. NCBI's taxonomy places the organism in Eukaryota, Metazoa, Chordata, Actinopteri, Salmoniformes, Salmonidae. Gene Ontology annotation, cellular component: extracellular region. Bases 22 to 393 code for a protein of 123 amino acids.